AUGUCCAGACUGCUACACAUUGUCUUCCUCAUCGUCGCCGCCCUUGGCUUCUGCCUCACUGCCCAGCAACUACAUUCCGUCAACCACAUGGCCGCCGCCCGGAGCCUCGAGCGCCAAAAACUACACCAGAAGCAACAACAGCAACAACGAAACAUCGUGUCCGGCUUCGUCGAGGUCGAGCGCCCGACGAGCGUCCAGGAGGGGCCGCCUCCCGCGCAGGUCGCCCAGACGUCCACCGCCGGCGGUGGCAUGAGGGACCGGCAAGGCGCCGGCGGCGCGAUGUCUGCGGAAGAUGACGGACAGCAGUCGCAGCCGCGGCCGACGCGGGUCAAGACGCCGGCGGCGGAGACGGUGCUGCCGACCAACACCAAGGUGCCGGUCGCGGCCGUCAGCGGAGCGGUGAUGAACCCGACCUCGGACCCGGGGUUCCUCGCGCUGGUCGCGUCGCUCGGGCUGAUGACGAUCGGUAUGACGCUCGUAUGA
Molecule: messenger RNA, 483 nt
Organism: Cordyceps fumosorosea ARSEF 2679
Lineage: Eukaryota; Fungi; Ascomycota; Sordariomycetes; Hypocreales; Cordycipitaceae
Exons: 1
Coding region: 1-483 (160 amino acids)
Source: RefSeq, a predicted model, not a curated record